Molecule: messenger RNA, 3328 nt
Organism: Falco peregrinus (peregrine falcon)
Lineage: Eukaryota; Metazoa; Chordata; Aves; Falconiformes; Falconidae
Gene: SLC48A1
Product: solute carrier family 48 member 1
Exons: 3
Coding region: 46-489 (147 amino acids)
Biological process (GO): heme transport
Cellular component (GO): lysosomal membrane; plasma membrane
Molecular function (GO): heme binding; heme transmembrane transporter activity
Source: RefSeq, a predicted model, not a curated record
CGGCGCGGGGCGGGGCCGGCGGGCGGGCGGCGCAGCGUCGCUGCGAUGGCGGUGAGCCGGCUGCUGGCGCUCCGGCUGGCCUACGCGGCGGCCGGCGCCCUCACCGGCCUCUCGGCCUUCUUCACCUGGAGCCUCGCGCCGGCCUUCCGGCAGCCCGCCACGGCGGCGGCGGGGGGCCUCUCGGGUGUUCUGGCGCUCUGGGCCCUAAUCACGCAUGUGAUGUAUGUGCAGGAUUACUGGAGGACCUGGUUAAAAGGGCUGAGGUUCUUCCUCUUCAUCGGGAUCCUCUUCUCAGCUCUCUCAGUGGUGGGAUUCUGCACAUUCCUUGUUUUGGCCAUCACCAAGCAUCAGUCCCUGACUGAUCCCAGAAGCUACUACCUGUCAUGCGUCUGGAGUUUCAUCUCCUUGAAGUGGGCCUUCCUGCUUAGUUUGUAUGCUUACCGGUACAGGAAUGAGUUUGCAGACAUCAGUAUCCUCAGUGACUUCUAACGCUUGGACUUCAAUCCUGUCUGAAGGUGCUGGAUGUUUGAAUUGCCCCCCAAAGGCAUGGUACAUGCAAGAGACGUAUGAGAGGUGGAGAAGGAACCCACCCAGUGCUGCUCGGUUUGUCUUUCAGCGGUAGGGGUUUUUUCCUAAUUGCUUUUACUCAACCAUUUAAAGUUUGGCUAAUGACGUCAGUCUAGUCUUUCUGUAACUUUCCUGUGUCUGGUAGUGAGGUGAAAGACUCCAUGUGCUUACAUGCAGCAGGCCUAGAUCCGUUCUUUGUGUUGUUCCGAAGUCCAGGGGAGCUUUCCAGCGGGUAGGAGGUCCUGGGCCCUUCAGGAGCUGUAGGUUCUUACCUCACAGGUGCAGCACCCUGACAUCUUGUUCAUGCGAGUGCAUCGCCAGCCUGCUGGAGAUGGGUGCCUUGGAUGUGUGUAGCAGAGAUCACUGCUGUGUGAAAGCUGGCUUCUUCUGCACUGCUCUGCUUCUCAGAGUGGAGAGAUGAGCAUUUCAUUGUGGCAGGAGGUCCCUAUGUACCUUCCAGCCAGCACCCCGCAUCUUCCAGUAUUUUGUUUUCAGACAUUGUACGCAAAGCCAGCUCUCUCCUAUGGUCUGGAUGAGCCUGAAGGGAUGCGCCAGCAGCAGAGAAGCACUAGUCAUCUCAAGGCUCUGUCAGAGGCAGAGAAUGCUGUUUCUGGCUGCUAUCCAGGAUCACUUCAAAAAGAAACUUUAUUCCAUAUUUAACGCUCAAAUUGGUAGCAUGUAGAAUCAGGUGUUUGGGUGAAAGAUGUGCUAGGCAAAGGCUUACCUACCUGAACCUCCGGAGAAACAUGAAUAUGAUUCUUAUAAAAAAAAAAAAAAGCAGUUCUGUGUUUCCUUUUCUUUGCUUAGCUUCCCUGUAACAGCAGGGUGAGAGAGGGAAGGAGACAUGGUACUCAAAAAUAAGAAAAGUAUCCAGAGUCAGCUCCCAGCAAGCCUCUGUAAUGAGUGUCACUGGUAUAAUGCAACCUUGGAUAAAUUGCUGGGCUCUUGUGCAGUGAGUCAAGGCCUUACAGGUCUGCACUCAUGGGCUGGUGUGCUGGAAACAGCUGGGCUUGACUGGCACAUCUUUUGCCUGAUGGCUAUGAAGCUCUCCCUCUGCAUUUCAGCCAUGCGUGGCACUGCUCUGACAAACCUAAAACCUGAGUCAAUUUAGUGACCUCUUCAGUUUCUGUGUUUUGCUCCCUGUCAGCAGCUACCCUGAGAAGCUUGAAGCCUUCAAGUAUUUACAUUUUUCCUUGUUAACUGUAUCUGCUUCAGAUGAGCUAAAGGUUUUGGGCUGAUGCUCUGGCAGAAUCUGAGCCGGUGUUUUGCCAUGUUGGGCAGAUGGUGCUGGCCGCUACAAACUAAAAGUGGCAACGUCCAUGAAUAAUUCUGUAGGUGGAUGAGAAUAGAGGCAGGAGAAGCCCCUUUUCUCCUUGCAGACUGAUGGAAGAUAAACAAGGCAGGUAUUUGAAGGAGUCUCCCAGACGUGGUUGUCCUGCCACUUCUAUAGGUACUGCUGGAGCCUUCCUUGAAGAGCAUUUUUGGCAGUUGGUGGCAGAGGGUAGGUGAUGGGACCUGCUCAGGGUUUUGUGACCAAGUGAGGCGCAAGUGGAAUGUCCUGUGUGCUCUGUUGUCAGCUUUCUCUUGUGCCCCACAAAACCCCCAGUCUGGUUUUGUGCAGCUGGCUGCUGGGGAGUACCUUGGACUAUCCUUUCUGUUAUGUUAUCCUAGCAGUGCUCUGACCUUGCUGUGUUUGAAUCCCGCUCCACACUCAAAAGGCUCCAUCCACAGCUUUGCUGAUACGUGUUUCGCUUUGGAAGAUGGGUGGUUGAAGCACACCAUUCAAGUUGUUGAGGGGAUUUUGGAAGUGUUUGAUAACACCUGUUGAUAGCAUUCUCCUGUUUCUUGGGUGCGAAGAUCCUCAUGUGACUUAAUUAGACUGAGGAACAUCUUUGGGUCAAUGUAUGUACCAAGGUUACAGCCAGCUUUUGCCGGGGGACCUGUUGGAGUCACUAAGCCCAGACAAAGGCUGUGGAUGUGAAAUGUGCUUACUUAUGAGAUUAAUACUCAGGCUUUUAAAUACUAAAAUCUCCCUUACUGCUGAUGUCGGGCUUCCAGUGUGCCUGGCAGGGGAUGGAAUAGCUCAUCUCGCUUCUCUGCCCAAAGCCGUGGCACCCACUGUGGAGUUCACAAGUGGUUUUAGCAUCAGUCAUUUCAAUAAGCCAUCUCUUGUCUUAGGUUUCUUCCACACAACAUUGCCCACACAUUUGCUGUGCUGGGGCAAGCCUCAGCUCUGAUAACCAGACUGGUGUGAGUGCUCGGGAUGCAGAAAUCCCAACACCGGUCAGGCUGGUGGAGCUCUGCUACUGCCUUACACAGCACCAAAACAUUGUCCUUUUCUGUCACUAAAUUACAGAGCCCUCCAGCCUGCGUGCCACUGGCUUCGUUUUUGGGCAUGUGUCCAAAAGUCCUAUCAGCUUACCCCAGAGUUUUUUAAAGUUUAUUUUUGUGACUGUAAACUUGCCUACAAACAGCUCACUGAAUCCAACCCCUGUUUUCACCCUGACAUGUUUUAGCUCUGAAAUUUAUACGUGCAUCUCAGCUUUUUAAAAGAUGUGUAUGUAAAUAUAUAAUAUAUUUUUACAUUGUUUAUGCUUUGUUUGCACGCUUGGUGUAAGAUUUGGUCCUGCGGUGGGAUGAUGUAACUCACAGUGGGGUUCAUUUGUGUGUAUCCUGGUGUCUCCUUGUACUAAACGACACUAUAACUUGUAUGUUACACCACAGUAAGAGCAGAAAUACAGUCAUCUUUCUCACCAAACAA